UCUUCUCUUAGGUCAAAAAAAAAAAAAAAUCCUUCUUCUCUGUAUAUAAUACCCACAUUUCAUACGUACGGAGUUUACACCAUAUACCUCGCUGCAGAACAUACCCUUUCCCCUCUUCCCUCUCAACAUUAAUGGCGGCGCUGAGAAGACUUGUUGUUCAUAAUCCUAAUUUAUCAUACGCUUCCCUUCUUCCUCCAGCUCUUCUAAUUUGUUGCAGAGGAAUAGCUUCCAAGCUUUUCGUCGGAGGAUUGUCGUUCUACACCACAGAGAAAGGAUUAUCAGAAGCAUUUUCUCAACAUGGUCAAGUUAUUGAAGCUAAAAUUGUGACGGACAGAGUCUCAGACAGAUCAAAAGGAUUUGGAUUUGUGACCUUUGCAUCAGAAGACGAAGCCGAUAAUGCCAUUAAAGAGAUGAAUGGAAAGACAUUGAAUGGACGUGUCGUCUUUGUGGACUAUGCAAAGCCCAAAUCCGAUUUUGGGGGUGGAAUGCCAAUAGCCAGAGGGCCUCCAGAACCGAUUGUGGCUGACAAUUGAUUACUUACAUGAAGAUGUUAUUUGUGCAAGGACCACUAUCAGGAAUAAUUGGUUACCUCAUACCUAUAAAUCAUACGCAUCUCCGAACAAUCUUUGAAUACAGUUUUUUUCUCCUUUCGUUUUAUAGAAAUGUGUGUUAGUGCUGGGAACACAAGAUAAUUUAGAGUGAUGCUCAACUGCUGUUACUUUCAAUGGUUAGCCUGUUAAAGAAGAAAUGACAUUGGAUGGUCUUCUUUCA
This is a messenger RNA of Juglans microcarpa x Juglans regia, 771 nucleotides long. Its product is annotated as small RNA-binding protein 11, chloroplastic-like. Gene Ontology annotation, molecular function: RNA binding. Lineage: Eukaryota; Viridiplantae; Streptophyta; Magnoliopsida; Fagales; Juglandaceae. The record is from RefSeq and is a predicted model, not a curated record. The transcript has 4 exons. Bases 132 to 533 code for a protein of 133 amino acids.